GAAGUAGAAAAGCAGCUGGCCAAAAGGGCCUUUAGCUGCUCCUUGUCCGACGCAGUGACAGCCGCGUUUGCUGCAGUGGCGCUGCAGCUGCACAGGGGGUCGCAGCAGCUGCUGCUCGAGCUGCUGCAGCAAACGGAGCUGCUGCAGCAGCAAGAUGACUUAGACGCCGAAGACGCUUGGGGAGAGCUGCCGCUGCGGCAGCAGCAAAUUGCUCUGGAACUGAGUUUAGACCCCAAGGCGAAGCCGCUUCGUGAGCUACUGCAGCAGAAGGGCCUCGGCCACUUUGCUGCCUUUCCUGCUACUCUUCGCGGCGAGGCGGUGGAGACACAAAAUGAGGGAAAGGAGAAAGUGCUGCUGCAAGAAAUUGAAGAGUUCCUGCAGCAAGAAGACGUUCGACACCGCCUGCUGCUUACCGUAGAUGCUCUUCUGCAGCAGCAGCAGAAGCCACAGCAGAAGCAGCAGCAGCAGCCAGAGCAGCAGCACCAGCAGCAGCACCAACAGCCAGAGCAGCAGCAGCAGCAGCAGCAGCAGCAACAGGACGUGGAAGAAGCGAGCUUGAGGCGAGUUGCGCUAUCUGUACAGCUCAAGGACUUCCCCUGUCUGCGCACCUACCGCGUGGCAUCUCUUUUCCUGUGGCCCUCAGCAGCAGCAGCAGCAGCAGCAGCAGCAGAAGCAGCAGCAGCAGAAGUGCUGCAGCACGAGCAGCAAGGCGGGAGCAGCAGCAGCAACUCGCUUGCUGUCGUCGCAGACUUUUCGACCUUUGCGGAGUUUGAGGGGCCUGCUGAGGUGUACGUACAGCUCAAGUACAGACACCUGCGCCGCGCGGGACAUGCACUGAUAGCAGUGCGCGCGGAGGAGUGGGCGAAAGCAAAUGGAGAAGAAGAGCGUUUGGUGCUGCUGCUGAAGUCUCUGCUGCUGCCCGAACGCAGCUGA
Molecule: messenger RNA, 933 nt
Organism: Eimeria necatrix
Lineage: Eukaryota; Apicomplexa; Conoidasida; Eucoccidiorida; Eimeriidae
Exons: 5
Source: RefSeq, a predicted model, not a curated record